Molecule: messenger RNA, 3949 nt
Organism: Anopheles funestus (African malaria mosquito)
Lineage: Eukaryota; Metazoa; Arthropoda; Insecta; Diptera; Culicidae
Exons: 4
Coding region: 14-2569 (851 amino acids)
Molecular function (GO): serine-type endopeptidase inhibitor activity
Source: RefSeq, a predicted model, not a curated record
ACUUGACCUUACGAUGAGUUUAGUAAACGAUCACAAUCAGAAGACGCUGCAUAGAUCGUUUCCGACUGAUUCCGAACGCGCUCGGUUUGGCGGGGGGUUUCAGUUCAAACGACGGGCCGGAACUGCAGUCGGUAUCCGACACGGUGCGAACGAUCUGCGAUCCGCGAUGUGGCGUGCUGUGGUUGUGGUGCUGUUCCUGUGGGUGCAGACGGAAUCCGGUUCCGGUGUGCGGGGCAUGACGCAGCUCCGGUUUCCGUACAGCAGCACCAACUUCAGCCUCAGCCUGUACAAGGCCGCCUUCAGUGCGGAACAGAAUGUGGUCGUCGCCCCGUUCACGCUGCAGAACAGCAUCGCCAUGCUGUACUCCAUCGCAACCGGGACGACGCACGACCGAUUGCGGGAGGUGUUCGGGCUGCCGUCCAACUUUACCGAGUUCAUCACCAACCAGAAGCUGCUACACUACACGCUGAGCGAUGUCGGCGGUUCGGAGGGCUUCCGGAUGAAGAAUCGCAUCAUAGUGAACGGAUUCCGCAAGGUUGAUGCGCGAAUGCGCGACAUCAUGCACGAAGAUCUGGACACGGUGCUGAUGUACUUCGACUUUAGCCAGCGGGAAGGUGUCGUACGGCGGGCGAACCACUUUCUCAGCAUGCGUACGAACGGUCUCGUCCGCGAUACGCUCUUUCUCGGUGACGUGCCGAGACAUCUGCAGCUAAUCCAGCUGAGUGCGGGUUCGUUUCGGCCACCGUUUGCGAGCGGUUUCGAUGCGCGGGACACGAUCGCGCGCGACUUCCGGACCGGGUACAUUGAGAAGCUGUACCAGACGACCACCAUGUUCAAGGAGGGUGACUUCCGGUUCGCCCGCAUCCCGGAGCUGGAGAUCGAGGUGCUGGAGUUGCCGUUCCACGCGCGCAGUGACUCCGUGCUGUGGAUCAUGCUGCCCGACCGGGACGCCGAGCUGGACCGCAUCGUGAAGGCACUCGAGCCGGAACACUUUGACGCGAUCCAUGCACACUUCAGUAUGAAGCGUGCCGGAAUAGUGGUGCCGGUGUUCUCCAUCAAGACGGAGUUCAAUGCUACCGAGUUUCUGCGCAAUACGAUCGGGCUGGAUGCGUUGUUUCGGAAGCGCGAAUUGCGCUUCUUCGACGAUCACGAUUCCGCGCUGGACGGUGUGAUGCAUCGUGCCGCCAUAUCCGUGCACGAACAGUCGGCCGAGGCCGGCGGUGUCGCGACGGUCCACAGCUUCAGCAAGCGCAGUGUACCGACGGCCGCGUACCAAUUCUACGUUGGACGCUCGUUUAUGUUUGCGCUCGUGAAACGAUCCUCCAAGCAGCUCCUGUUCAUCGGUCAUCUUUGCCGACCGCACGAUCUGGUGGAGGUGUUAACCACGUGUGUCUGUAACGCAGUGUCGCUAAAGCACGGGCUUUGUAACUUUCCAAAAAUUGUUUCAGAUCCGACUACGGAUGAUGCGAUUACUACGGCGAACAACAAGUUUUCGUUCGAGUACUUCAAGGCGUGCUACGACGAGAAGUGCAACUGUGUCGUGUCGCCGAUUCACGUGCGUCUCGCACUGUCCAUGUUCUAUCCGAUUGCCGGCGCGGCGGUACAGGAAGAUUUCCAGGUCGCGUUCGGUUUGCCGGAAGAUGUGGACGCUUCGGUCGAGCAGCAGAAACGGUUGGCCCAACAGAUGCACGACGGACAACACCUGAAGGCACUGUCGUUCGUGCUGGUAGAGGAAACGCUUCCACUGACCAACGACUUUGAGCGAUUCUUUACGAACACCUUUCAAACGACGGUCGAGCCGGUCGAUCUGACGGACGACAUACCGUCCGCGCUGGCCGUCAACUCUUUUUAUCAGCGCGCAUCAACCGAGAUCGAGGAUUUCAUCGGCGAGGGCGAUGUCUUCUCGCUGCCACCGUGCUUUAAGCUGAUGCUGUUCAGCGGUGUGUCCGUGCUGGCCUCGCUUGCCGUGCGUUUCAGCGCCGCCGACACCGUGAUGGAGGUGUUCCGAUUCGUGAACGCUCCGACACAGCGUGUGCCAAUGAUGCGCACGACAGCGCUCAUUCGACGCUGUCAGCACAACGAGCUCGGCUGUACGAUCGUCGAAGUACCGUGGGAUGCGGCUAGCGGACUUUCGCUGCUAGUGCUGCUACCGUACGAUGGCAAAGAGCUACGUCAGCUCGUACCGACCGUCACCCAUGUCCAUCUGGCACAGAUCGACGAACGGCUUCAGCCCCUGUGGACGAGGUUGAUAUUGCCCAAAUUUUUCGUACGUGAAAAAACCGACCCGAAAGCGAUCCUCGGCAAGCUCGGCUUUGGCGGUGUGUUCGAAAUAGACGAUCUGCGCGUCUUUCGUGACACGGGACGGACACGGCUGAAUGGGUUCUUCCAACACUGCUACAUGGCGACCAGCGAGACCGGUGGAUCAAUUCCCGUCCCAACCGAAACGCCCAACGUGGUCACGUUUAAUGCGAACCGGCCGUUUAUGUUUCUAAUACGCCGCACGAUCGAUGGAUGUGUACUGCAGAUAGGAAACUUUUCCAAAUACAUUGACCCAGACGAACAGUUCUGAAGCGUUCUGAGUGAAAAAAAAUAAAUAAAAACCCAAUUCUUUCGUUUCCCAUCACACACGAUCAGGUGUCAGGUGUCGAAGGUUACUCCGGCUUUGCCAACGGUUUAUGCUAAACGAAGGUCUGCCCCUGGGUGGAACCUUUACAAGCGUAACGAUGCAAAACCAUUGGAAAAAAUGGGUGCAGCUGGAAACAAAACGUAAGGUGCGUAAAUGCAAAUUUUGUUUCACCCCCGUGUCUCGGUCAUUGGCAGUACCGGUUGGCCCCUUCUCGAGUUGGAUAAUAAUUGUCUUAAAGUGUUCUGCUGAAGAAAUGGUCCCCUAAUUCAUCAAAGACAUAUGUGCCACGAACAAAAAAAUGGAAAUUAAAACAACCCCCGGGGGUUUUUUGGUGGAUUGUAUAUCUAUGUUUCUCUAUUAAAACCAAACUUCCCCUUUUUUGCUUGAAACGGAACGCGGUUUCCCCAUGAGGAAUUUCCAAGCGAACAAAAGAAACAGGUGCUACCUACUUGCAAUCGGAAUAUGUUGUCCCUGUUCAUGUUGAACGUCGUUCGUCCACUGAUAGCAGAAGGCUAUUAAUUCAUCCCACCAGACAACCAGACGCAGUUCUCGCAGAAAUUGAGAGAUGAAAAUCAAUGUCCACACAAAACGGAAAUGACUUUCAGUAUAUCAGGAAACCCUUGCACACCGACGAUGGAAAGUUAAACAUUCUAAACCAUUUGUGUGGCAGAUGCUGGCUAGGCCAUGUGUGCUGCCAUGAUCCGGAAUAACGGCCGAGGGGACACACGACGCAUUUCGGUGGCAGCGUCCGAAUAAAAAAAAAACCCAUCCAGCAGUUCCAGGCUUCUCGCGCAAGAACAUCUAAUCGAAUCGGCAAACGGUAAAGCCUGUGUGAACGGCUGUGUCCCGCGGCGUCAAGGAUCAAGGAGUGCGCGUUUUCCCAUCAGCUGCGACACACCGCUAACGAAUGCGCGCGUCCUUGCGUACAGCGACUUGUGUCAGAACAGCUGACACUAGUGGUCUCGUGAGAACGCAAAACCCCUCUAGAACCGUUGCGCUAUCACCACCACCUUUGCUGGAUUGUCUGCAGCCGGCCUCUCGGUGUACAGCCUAACAGUUUCAGCUGGUAGUUCAAAUGCGGCGCGAGGGUUCAAAUGCGAUUGGCAAUGGGUGCCCCUGUGCCCAUGUGUUCGCGAGCCGCUGCAUGUCACCUUUUUUGUCCCGUGUAACGCCAGCAGUUAGAUGCGUUGGAUAAAAAUAUCGCCUCUCCCAAGCUGAUCGCUGCAUGGAUCUUUGACAGUGGAAAAGUCAACGUUACACAAUACAUAUGCGACACGUUAAGAUGUUGUCUAGCGCCUUCUAGUACUGGUUCAGCAAUGUAAA